This is a messenger RNA of Daucus carota subsp. sativus, 1296 nucleotides long. Its product is annotated as calmodulin-lysine N-methyltransferase. Gene Ontology annotation, molecular function: calmodulin-lysine N-methyltransferase activity. The coding region runs from base 73 to 1026 and encodes 317 amino acids. Lineage: Eukaryota; Viridiplantae; Streptophyta; Magnoliopsida; Apiales; Apiaceae. The transcript is spliced from 7 exons. Gene Ontology annotation, cellular component: cytoplasm. The record is from RefSeq and is a predicted model, not a curated record.
CUGGAUAAAACUAAAGUGGUUUACUACCACAUUAACAAAUUUUAAUGUUUGCCUAACUGAGAUAAAAAAGAAAUGUCGGAAAAGAAGGGUGGCGCCGCCCCAAAAGCAUCGACUCUCCGGUGGACAAUUCUUCGCCGUGCUCUUCUUCCUCGUUCACACAUCACUGAUAAACACAAUUCUGAGAUUGGGAUUGAGCGUGUUUCUAGGAAGACUAGCCAUGGAUUCAGUUUAAUACCGUCUUGUUUAAUCGAAAAUCGAAACGAUACAUCAUCAUCAUCAUCAUUGAUUGACAGUAAAGAAGCUGCUUGUUUUUGCUAUACAUUGCCUGUACCUAAUGCUCCUAAGCUCUUUUUGUUUCAGAGAUUUAGCAGUUUUGAUGUUCUUGGUGAUUUUGAGAUAUGCAACAGAUAUGAUAUUGACAACACGGGUCUUGUUUGUCCCUGGCCAUCAGAAGAAGUUCUUGCGUAUUAUUGUUUGUCACAUGCAGAGAUGUUCAGAUCCAAAACAGUCAUUGAACUAGGAUCAGGAUAUGGGUUAGCUGGUUUGGUUGUUGCUAUGGCGACUGAAGCUUCAGAAGUUGUAAUAUCAGACGGAAAUCCCCAAGUAGUGGAUUACAUUCAGCAUAACAUUGAUGCCAAUUCUGGUGCAUUUGGCCCUAGCAAGGUAAAGUCUUUAAUGCUUCACUGGAACAAGGAAGAAAUAUCAGACAUCUCCAACAAAUUCGAUAUUGUUGUGGCUAGUGACUGCACUUUCUUUACAGAAUUUCACAAAGGCCUUGUUCAAACUCUUGUGAACUUGUUGAAAAGCGAGGGUCCCUCUACAGCCAUCUUCUUCAGUCCCAAAAGAGGUGACACAUUUGAUAAAUUUGUUGCUGAAGUCAAAGAGAUUGGUCUGCAUUAUAGCAUCGAUGAGAUCUAUGACACAGAAAUCUGGAGACAACAUCAGGAUUUUGUAAGAGGAGAUGACUCAUGGCCCAACUAUGACAAGGAUCACUGCUAUCCGUAUUUAAUCAAAAUUACUCGAUGAAUCACUUUAUAUUGUACCAAUUCUUCUUUGUACCUGGAAAUUGUUUCCUCGAAUCAAACAUUUAUUGCAUCCUAAAAGAACACCCCUUGCCUAGUUUCUAGCUCCAUAGGACAAAUUUGGUUUAUGUACUUGCUCUUAACUCAUUUAUUUGUUGAUGACUUGGUGUGUAGAAGCAGUCUCAGAUAUUGCCCAGGCCCUAGCUGGCUAGCUGAUUUGAUCUAGUGUUCUGUACAUUUAGACGAAGCUAUAUACCGAUUAAUGGUUAAUUUA